UCUAUGUGCCCAUUGAUUUAGAGACCACAGCGGUAACCAUUAGCAGAUUUCUGCUGACGAGAUGCAGCCGGUAAUGAAGUUAUUGCUGAGCCUCCUAGCCUUCGGUACGCUCUUUCUCUCCUCUCGCUCCGCUCCUCGGACGUGCUACUCGAGGGUCUUAAACCUCAGCAGAGAAAUCACUGAAACUUUUCAAACAUUACAGAAAAUUGUCCCCUCGGGACCAUGCAUGGACCUCCUGCCCGCUCUUUACCUGGAUAUACACAAUUCUUGCGUGAUGACAAGGUUACGAGAUUUUAUUUCAACCCCACAGUGUGGCAAAUAUCCCAGGGUAACAGCAUUAAAGAAGAAAGUUAGGAACUUGUAUAUCAUCAUGAACUCGGUCUGCAAAAGGGACUUGCUUUUCUUUACAGACGACUGUGAUGCUCUAGACGGAUUUCCGUCAUCACCUACUCCAACCACUGUUGUUUCAGGAUAAGGUAAAUCUUUACCCGAGGAAGUAUGCCUGUACAUCCGCGAAAGCCAGAAGCAGACCUUGUCCGGCGAAAUGCUACUGUGCUUCUUUAUCAGGACAGCAAAUUAUAUGGAAUAAUUCAUAUCGUUAUCCCUAGCAAAUGUAACAAUUCCCUAGUUUCCUAUGAAACAAUUAAUCAUGUGACCAUUUCUAUGACUGUAACUAUCCAUUUCAAUGUACGGAAUAGGAUGGCGCUAUAUAAAACAAUAAAUAAUAAUAAUAAAUAAUCCUAUAUUCUCUGAUACAGCAAAAUGUAUUCUAUAACAGAACUUAUUAACGCCUAUACAUUGCUAGAGAGAAAAUCAAUGCAUUAUGCGAUUCAUUAAUAAAUAUGUUAACAAGGAAAACUAGGCAAGAUCAUGGGUACAAUAACUGAAACUGGGAAUACAAGACGCAGAUGUGGUAAAGAAAUAUAUAAUUAAGGGGUGUAUUUAUAUAAGUCUAUACUGAAUAACACAGUAUAAAAUAUAUAUUGUAUGCAAUUUUUAUACAUAUAUUCCUUUUUGUACUGUUAAUAAAUAUUUUUCAGAGAAUGAUAAA
Messenger RNA from Spea bombifrons (plains spadefoot toad), 1051 nucleotides. It is a transcript of the gene CYTL1, whose product is annotated as cytokine like 1. The transcript is spliced from 4 exons. Bases 62 to 475 code for a protein of 137 amino acids. The record is from RefSeq and is a predicted model, not a curated record. Gene Ontology annotation, biological process: positive regulation of transcription by RNA polymerase II. Lineage: Eukaryota; Metazoa; Chordata; Amphibia; Anura; Pelobatidae.